AUGAAAACUCAACUGAAAAUUUUCUUAAUUCAUCGAAUAUUGGUAAUUGGAAAAUAAAGAAAUUUUAAUUGAGAACAGAGCAUAUUUUAUGAUACAAUAAAUAAUAAAUAGAUAGAGAAAAGGUUUAGCAAUCUGAACAUUAAGCUUUACUAUUAGAAGCAUAAAUAAAGAAAUAUAUCCUUCAAUUAAUUUAGAAGCAAAAGCCUUAGAAGAGGAAGCAUCCAAAGUUCAUAAAAAAAGACCAGCCGAAUCAUUGAUUGGAAACAAUCAAGCAGUUAGUGAUUUAGGAAAGAGGUCUUCUGAAUGUAGCCAGCAAUUGCAUACGUAUGAGUCUGAAGUAUUUAAUCUCGACACCAAAAUAAGCGAUCUUCAAGCUAAAAUAUUAUCACUUAAAUCCAAUAAAGAGAAUCAAGAUAAACUGUUAAAUAAAAGCAUCAAUGAAAUCACCGCAAAAGUUACAUUUUUAAAGAACAGCCACGAAAGCAAUAGCUAUAAUCAUAAGCAAACAAUUGCAAACUUUAAAGAGACACUUAAAUACAUUGACGAGUGUUUGAAUUAUAUAUCAAAUUCUUCUAUAAACAGCAGCGCAGAUAUAGAAAAUUUAGACAUACUAAUAGCAAAUUUAAAUUAUUUGAAAAUCAAUAUAGAAGAAAAUAUAACAAAAGAAUACAGUCAAAGUCAGGACGAUAGAGAGAAAAAAGAGAUCAUUGAAAAAUUGAAGGCAAGUCUUAAUUCUAUUUCUCAUCGAGAUGUAGAAAUUGAAGAAAGAAAGGCAACCAUGAAUCAAAAAUUUGAAGAAAGCUUGGAGGCUAUGAAAAAAUUGCAGGAUCAAAGCCAAAGUUUAAGAGAAACACUUUUAAGCGAAAAAGAGAUUUGCAAUAAGCUUAAAGAUCAGCAGCUUAGCAAAAUUGACGAGAAAGAUAUUACGAUAAACAUUUACUAUGCUUAUCCAAGUGUUUUUGAUGAUUCAGAAGAUGUAGUUUUACCAGUUAAAUAG
Molecule: messenger RNA, 997 nt
Organism: Blepharisma stoltei
Lineage: Eukaryota; Ciliophora; Heterotrichea; Heterotrichida; Blepharismidae
Source: the annotation of a GenBank genome assembly